Ochlerotatus camptorhynchus is the source of this 846-nucleotide messenger RNA. Its product is annotated as facilitated trehalose transporter Tret1-like. Gene Ontology annotation, cellular component: membrane. Lineage: Eukaryota; Metazoa; Arthropoda; Insecta; Diptera; Culicidae. The coding region runs from base 1 to 846 and encodes 281 amino acids. Gene Ontology annotation, biological process: transmembrane transport. The transcript has a single exon. The record is from RefSeq and is a predicted model, not a curated record. Gene Ontology annotation, molecular function: transmembrane transporter activity.
AUGCCCGAGUCUCCACAUUUUCUGCUGAGUAAAGGAAAAUUCAAGGAAGCUGAGAGUAGUUUAGCGUGGCUUCGCCGUUCCAGCAAUGUGACCAAGGAACUCGAAGCGAUGAAAGAAUUUGUGCAACGUUCCAAACAUGAAAGCGGUUCAUUCUGGCGAAUGUUCGCUCCUGCUUAUCGCAAAAAUAUACGCAUCGUGUGGAUUCUACUGUUUGGCAUGAGCUUUACUGGUGUGUUCAUGAUCAUGGCAUAUGCUCAAACGAUCUUCAUACAAAUAUCAAGUGACAUUAAGCCCUCAGCGAUGUCGCUGAUCUUCGGAAUCAUCCAAACAUUGUCUUCAGCACUCGCAGCAUUGACCAUCGAUCGAGUGGGACGGCGACCACUGUUGCUCUUUUCGACAGGCGGAACCACGCUGGGACUUUUGGUUAUAUGUGUGUAUUUUACAAUUUCCACCGAAAACGAUGCACCAUUCUUGGGCUGGAUGGCAUUCAUCGCAAUGUUGUUGGUUGUGGUAUCCUUCGGUAUGGGUUUGCUCGUUAUUCCUCCCAUUUAUGAUGCUGAAGUACUUCCGAUACCAAUUCGAGCAUAUACCAACGCUACCAGUACCAGUAUCUUUGGUUUGGCAUAUUUCAUGAAUAUGAAACUGUUUCAAAUCUUAACGGACAACGUUGGUGCUUACGUUCCUUUCGCGGGAUACACCGUAGCUGGGUUGAUUACAGGUGUAUUGAUCUACAUUUACGUGCCAGAGACGAAGGGAAGGUCUUUGGAAGAAAUUGAGCACAUGAUUGCAAAGGGGCAGGUGAAGACGGUGAAACGUGCGAGUGUUGUGGAACUGUUCAAUGGUUGA